AUGUCAGUCCUUGAAUGUUUGUUUACUUGUGUUGUUUCUACCUAUGAGCUCUUCCCAAAGAUACUUCCUCUGCCUCUGAGUUUGUCUCCCUGCGGUAUGGCGGCGGCGGCGGCGGCAGAAGAGCCGGAGGACAGCGGCCGGAGCAGCCAGGGCGCGCUAACAGGUGACGGCGAACCUGAGGAGGCCGAGGAGUUCACCUGCCCGGCCUACUGCUCCGAGCUCUCCCGGCGGCAGAACGAGCAGCGGAAGGCGGGGCAGUUCUGCGACGUGAGCCUGGUCUUCAGCUCCGGCGGUCCGUCCUCCCGGGUCCACACCUUCGCGGCGCACCGCUCGGUUCUGUCGGCCGCCUCGCAGUACUUCACGCUGCUGCUGGGCGGACAGUUCUCGGAGUCCCGGUCCGGCAGAGUGGAGCUGAAGGAGUGGAGCUCAGCGAGCGGACCGGAGCCGGACACCGUGGAGCGGGUGGUCCAGUUCAUGUACACGGGAGAAGUCCGGGUGACCACCGCCAACGUACACGAAGUGUUGGAACUGGCAGACAGGUUCCUUCUGGGGCAGCUGAAGACCUUCUGUGGCGAGUUCCUGAUGAAGAAGCUGACUCUGUCCAACUGUGUCGCCGUGCACAGCCUGGCACACAUGUACACACUGGACCAGCUGGCUCAGGGAGCCGCCGACACCAUCAGGAGAAACUUUCACAAAGUUAUCUGCAACGAGGAAUUUUACACGCUGCCGUUCCACCUGGUGCGAGACUGGCUGUCUGACUCAGAAAUCACAGUGGACUCUGAACAGGAGCUGUUUGAGUCCAUCGUGAAAUGGGUUCAACAAAACGCAGAGGAGCGAGAGAAGCACUUCGAGGAACUGUUCAGGCUUUUGAGGCUGCCGCAGAUUGCUCCUACUUACCUGACGCGGGUGGUGAGGAAGGAGCACUUAGUGGCGAACAAUGCGGCUUGUCUGCAGCUGGUGAGCGAUGCUCUUGAGGUCCAUGCUGUUCGCUUCGAGAACCUCAAGUCAGCCGAUUCAGAGCUGUGUGCCUCCUACAUGGCAGCGAUCCAGCCCCGUUUUGGGCAGAACAUGGAUGUCGUCAUGGUGGUAGGUGGUGUUUCAGAAGGUGGAGAUUAUCUGAGUGAGUGUGUGGGCUACUUUGUGGCUGAGGACCGCUGGGUCAACCUGCCACACAUUCACAACCACCUUGACGGACAUGCCAUCGCUGUCACUGAGGGCCAUGUCUACGUGGCAGGCUCCAUGGAGCCCGGCUUUGCCAAGACAGUGGAGCGCUACAGCCCAAACUUCAACAGCUGGGAGCAGGUCAGCAGCCUGAACAGCCGGAAGCACUCCUUCGGCCUCACGUGUGUCAAAGACGUACUCUACAGCAUCGGUGGUCAUGGCAACUUCAGUCCAGGCUUCAAGGACGUCACCGUCUACGAACCGGAGCAGGACGAGUGGCUCAGUCUUGAACCUGCACCAAAGAUCCUACGAGAUGUCAAAACAGUGAGUGUGGAGGAUCGAUAUGUGUACGUGAUGGCCAGGACUCCCGUGGACAUCGACAACGAGGACGGACUGAGCACUGUGACCACUCGCUACGACACAGAGGGUCGCAAGUGGCAGGAAGUGGACUCAUUACCGCUCAUUGACAACUACUGCAGUUUUCAAAUGGCUGUUGCGUCCACCAACUUCUACCACACAGCCUCCUGCUGCUCCAAGAACUACAAGGUGACAGUUGAGGACGCCCAGCAGAAAAUAAGCAGAAACAUUUCGGACGACAUCCUCGACAGCCUCCCGUCAGAGGUCCUUUCCAUAGAGGGUGCUGCUGUUUGCUACCUAGGAGACGACAUCUUCAUCGUCGGCGGGUGGAGGAACAGCAACACCCUGGACAAGCAGUACCGCAAGGAGGCCUACCGCUACUGCGCGGAGAGGAAGCGCUGGAUGCUGCUGCCGCCUUUACCUCAGCCGCGCUGCCGAGCUGCAGCCUGCCACGUUCGCAUCCCGUACCAGUAUCUUUACGGCAGCCAGCGCUACCCGAUGCCCCAGAACCUGGCUCGCCAGAGAGACCGCAUGCAGCAGAUGCAGCAGCUCCAUCGACGCACCCUCACUCUGCGGAGACAGCUGCAGUCUCAGAUCGAAUGCUGAGAAUCUGCUUCGAAUAACGAGCGCAUCAUCUGCUGAUUAGUGUUUUAUUGUUAUCCCGAAACUUUUGUCUUAUUUUUUGCCUUAAUUGAAGCGAAAUUUUUGCAGUGAAGGAAGAUUACACUGUUCAAUUUGUUGAUGUAAAAAGAGAACCAAUAGCUGAGGAGGCUGUUAAAACAUCUGACGUAAUCAUUUUGGCCUUACAUUAUUAGCUUAUGCCUUACUUUUAUCCUGCUAGUAAAUCCGACUGUGACUGCUGUGAUAUUUUCUGUGAAGAUUGUUGAUUUCACCACUAAGCAACAUAGCUUUUUAAAUCGUGGCCUUUGUGAACACCUAAGAGUUAAUGAUGUCAACAUGAAUUGUUAGAAUACAACCAUGACAGUUACCACCAAGACUUUCCUGUCAAAUCUGGUGAGCUUAGUGUUGAGAUAUAAACCUAGCAAAGUAAAUGAUGUCUCCAUUUGUUGUGAUGUAUCUUAGAAGAAAACAAACCAGUGUAGUGGUAAUUAAAAAAAACAAAAUACUGUAACAACCAGCUGAGAAAAGAAGUGUCAGCUUUCGCUCCUGUCGCUACUUGCAUCCAAUUGUUUUCUACCUCCGAUUUCUGCCAUGUAUUUUUUAAUUUUUUUUAAUUUUUUUGGUUGGUGUCUUUUUGCACUCAAGUCAUUGGAAUAUCAAAGUGUUGAUCAUGUUGUAUAUGGUGUGUGUUCAAAUAGACAAUCACGUAUCUGAAUUUUUGUAGCAAGCACUAAGUGUAGAGAAAAGCACAUAUGGGGGAACAGCGGUUUCUGUGAUUUUUCUAUCAAGUUUUUAGAGAUUGUACAAUACUUGUUGCCAUUCCACUGGGUGUGAUUUUGUUCUUAAAUAUUCCAGCUUGUCAAAAACUGUUGUAUUUGACUUCCCAGGUUGCUGCAUAGCUUGAAAGAUGGACUAAAUGCUGCCAUAACAACAAUGAGAUGUCAUUUUUUUUUGCCAAACAAGCUGUGUUUCUUUAUUUAAAUUUAAAAGUUGUUUUUAUGCUGUAAGGUUGGCUAAUGGAGCCACUUCUUAAAGAUGGAAGCUUUGUGGACUUAUUCACCUUGUUGGUUUUUAGUGGAUUCAUUUGGUGUUUUCCUCCUUUGCACUUUGCAGAAUUUAUUCUGCGUCUUUGUCUCAGUGAAUGAAAGCUCCUGUUCACAUACUGACAUUGCACUGUGGAAAGACUCUAUGAUGUGUGAAACACAUGAAACUAUGGGGGUGAUGUCUUUGUGCAUGGUUCUCUCCAUGUUCCCAACUGUGCCAUAAAAUCCCAGCUCUCUCUUAUUACUACACUUGAAUUAAAUGUAUUUCCUGCACUAAAGGACCUUA
Stegastes partitus (bicolor damselfish) is the source of this 3468-nucleotide messenger RNA. RefSeq names its product kelch-like protein 11. Gene Ontology annotation, molecular function: protein binding. The transcript has 2 exons. NCBI's taxonomy places the organism in Eukaryota, Metazoa, Chordata, Actinopteri, Pomacentridae. The coding region runs from base 1 to 2124 and encodes 707 amino acids. The record is from RefSeq and is a predicted model, not a curated record.